Messenger RNA from Didymodactylos carnosus, 1656 nucleotides. NCBI's taxonomy places the organism in Eukaryota, Metazoa, Rotifera, Eurotatoria, Philodinida, Philodinidae. The record is from the annotation of a GenBank genome assembly.
AUGUCUAGCCUGUGCACACUUCUGACACCAUCCAGUCAAAUUUCAUCGCGCAUACGAUGUCAAAAUUGUGGUAUUCAAAUGAAUCAAGUCAGUUGGAAACAAUGUGUAAUAUGCAAAAAGUUUAAUUUAUGUGAUGAAUGUGCAUUGUCAGAUGUUGAAUUAGAAUCUGAAGCAAUUGUUUAUCAUACACAGUUACAUAAGAAUAUUGGAUACCAUGAGUCUAUCGGUUUGAGUGAAUGUAUGCAAUGGACACAGGUCACGGAAGAUCUUGAAGAUGCAGAAACAAGAGUAAAAGAAUUUUCUCGUAUAAUGAAUGAGAAUAUAAUUCGAAAUGAUUAUGAUAUGUCUGUUGUUACUGCAACAUUAAAGGAAAUGGGAAAUAGAUCACAAUCACCAUCUGAACAACAAGAACGGCAACAAUUGGCUUGCAUGAUCGUAGACUAUCAUACACAAGGAUACGGAAGAAAUAUACGUGUAUUGAGCUUAGAUGGGGGUGGUAUACGUGGUUAUAUGCCCAUUCAAAUUCUUUCUCAUGUAAUAGCAAAGAAAUAUCUUCCAGAUAUACAAUUUAAUUCUGACAAUUCAGAACAUAGAGAACGAUUUAAACAAGUUCAAUCACAAUUUACAAAUCAUUUUGAUUAUUUAGUAGGUACUAGUACUGGUGGACUUAUUGCUUUUUGUUUGGCUGUUAACUAUAGUAUAUUAGAUAUGAAAGAUAUAUAUUCAAAUUCUUCUUACUACUUUAAACGUAAUUGGCUUGGCCCCUUAUUAUCGGCCAAAUAUGAUCCCAGUCGUAUACACGCUAAAAUUGAUGAAAUUAUUGGUACAAUUACACUAAAAAACGGCAAGCAAUUAUCAGCUGAAAAUGCUACUUUACUUGAUAUACGUAAUUUCUUAAAUCCUGAUCGUAUGAUUAAUGAUAAUGAAUUAACAUCAUUGUCUUUAUCUCAUGGAAAUUUGUUAGAAUUUGUUGAUGAUACUGAGCAAUAUGACAGUGGAACUUGCAAUAUCAAGGUUAAUCGUGUUAAACGCGAAAAAGUAUUGCUUAUUGCUGCUUACAACUCAACAAUAAGUAGUAUUACCAUGUUUAAUACAAGUUAUGCUGAACACUGGCACUAUCGUAUAGCAGAUGUAUUAAAGGCGACAAUGGCUGCUCCUUCAUAUUUUCCACCACAUAAAUUACACAAAGGAAACGUUGAAAACGGUCAUUUUGUACCAGAUAAACAUCAUGAAAUAUUUAUUGAUGGUGGUGUAUUCGCCAAUGAUCCAGAAUUAAUAGCAUUAUGGGCAAUACGAAUGCAGUGGAAAAAAAUGGUCAAUUAUCAUUUACUUUCUAUAGGUACAGGACACUACGUUGAAGAAGUAUCAGCACCAACCUGGGGUGGCUAUUUAGGAUGGAUAUUCAACAAAGGAUUACUUAUUACUACAUUAAUGGAAGCUACACGUAGUUUUACGGAAAUAAUUACAAAUAAUUUAGCUAAAUUCAAUGAUAUCAAACGGAUGAAAUUCAAUUUUAGAAUAAAAAGAUCUAUGGCUUUAGAUGAUCCAAGUUUUGUCUACGAAUUUGAUAAGGAAUGGAAAAUUUUGAAAAAUGGAGAAGACUUUCAAACAUUAAUUGCUUUUUAUAACAAGUAUGUUGAUAUGGGACCAAAUUAA